AUGAUAUCACAAAGAGAAGAGAGAGAAGAGAAGAGAGUGAUGGGAGAUAAGAAAUUGAUUUCAUCGUCUUCUUCUAUUGCCUCGGUUUACGAUACUCGUAAUAAUAACAAUCAUCAUCACCCACCGUCUUCCUCCGACGAGAUUUCUCAGUUUCUCCGGCAUAUUUUCGACCGUUCUUCUCCUCUCCCUUCUUACUAUUCUCCGGCGACGAUGACGACGGCGGCAAUCGGAGUGCACGGCGACCCACAUGCAGACAACCCCCGGAGCUUCGUUUCUCAUCCGCCGUCUGACUCUGCGCUCCCGUCGAAGCGCCCCGCUGAUUACUCUGAGGUUUUAAUAGGCUCCGCCGUUGGAUCAGCCUCCGCCGUUGGAUCAGGCUCAGCCCCGUGUUUUGGUUUCUCCGGAGGUAAUAACAUUGCCCAAGGAAACAGCUCAGGGACUCGAGUUUCGUCUUCUUCCGUUGGAGCUAGCGGGAAUGACACCGACGAGUACGAUUGCGAAAGCGAGGAAGGAGUAGAAGCUGUGGUUGAUGAUGAUCUUCCCUCAAAGUCUGGUCCUUCUCGUAGCUCAUCAAAGCGAUGCAGAGCUGCUGAAGUUCAUAAUUUGUCUGAAAAGAGGAGGAGAAGUAGGAUCAACGAAAAAAUGAAAGCUUUACAAAGUCUCAUCCCAAAUUCAAACAAGACGGAUAAGGCUUCAAUGCUUGAUGAAGCUAUAGAGUAUCUGAAACAGCUUCAGCUUCAAGUCCAGAUGUUGACAAUGAGGAAUGGAAUAAACUUGCAUCCUCUGUGCUUACCUGGAACUACAUUACACCCAUUGCAACUCUCUCAGGUUCGAGGGAUGCCUCAAGAAGCAACCAAUGAUCAUCUGCUUAAUCACACCAACCAAUUCGGUUCGACCUCUAACGCACCUGAGAUGAUCAACACCGUGCCUUCCUCAUACUCGUUGGAACCUUCCGUCCGCAGUCACUUUGGACCUUUCCCUCUCCUUACUUCACACGCGGAGAUGAGUCGAGAAGGUGGACUAACUCAUCACAGGUUGAGCAUUGGUCAUUCCAACACAAACUUAACCGGGGCACAAGCUGUGUUUAAUGGACAAGAACAACCUGACAUAAAAGAUCGACUUACUUGA
Messenger RNA from Thlaspi arvense, 1128 nucleotides. NCBI's taxonomy places the organism in Eukaryota, Viridiplantae, Streptophyta, Magnoliopsida, Brassicales, Brassicaceae. The record is from the annotation of a GenBank genome assembly.